AUGGACACCGACUGGGUCAUCCAUCCUGAUGACUUCCAUACUGCAGUGUCUCCCUCAUCAUCGCUAUCGUCAUCUUCUUCAUCAUCACGAUCACAAUCACCACUGCCCUCACCAUCUCCCACCGUCAACCGACCCCAAUACCCCCAGAGAUAUUCAUCACGCUCAAGAUCACGCUCACCCACACAACAAACCUCACCACCAACGCCCACACUCCCACAGCAACAACCCAACGCAACACCCUCCACCUCUUCCUCUUCCUCAUCACCGUCUCCCCGCGAACCCCACGACACCCCCUCCACCCAUCCCCAGCAACCUCAUCAUCACAUGGACCUCUCCCCCCCAGGCACCCUAAACAUCGACCCCUACCGCGCCCACCUCCGCCGCAUCGCGGGGUCCCACCGCCACGUCGCCGUCGCGCUCGCCUGCGUCCGCGGCGUCUACGACGUCGGGCGCGAGCUCGGGUUCCACGGCGUCAAGAGCGGGUGCGGGUAUGCGAAUUCGUGGGGGUCGGCAAGGUGGAGUCGGGAGGAGCGAUAA
Molecule: messenger RNA, 537 nt
Organism: Aaosphaeria arxii CBS 175.79
Lineage: Eukaryota; Fungi; Ascomycota; Dothideomycetes; Pleosporales
Exons: 1
Coding region: 1-537 (178 amino acids)
Source: RefSeq, a predicted model, not a curated record